GAAAUUCGAAAAAGCAAAUUUGCUUUUAUUACUGUCUCCUCCUUCUCUCCCUGCUUUGAGACUGUGACUCCACUUCUCUCUCUCAUCUCUCAAGAUCGCUUCACGGUGGUACUGAAUGACUCUUCUCCUCUUCUAUUGCUUCUUAACCUCUCUUUCUCUUGCUCAUGGAGCUCCAACCAUUCACAUUUCUCCUACUCAGCCUCCCACAGAUUCUGAGAAAACAAUUUGGGAAAAUUCUACAAGGAAAUUUAUAGUGGCAGAAACGCCAUUAUAUGGACCACCUACUUACAAUAACCCUCAAGUGAUUGGAGAUGUUUCAGUGGCUUUAGCUGCUCAAAGAACAUUCAGAAAAGAUCCUCUCAAUGGUUUCCAGAUAUAUACUGGAGGAUGGAAUAUCAGCAGCCGACAUUACUGGGCUUCUGUGGGCUAUACAGCUGUUCCUCUCUUUGCUGUUGCUACUGUUUGGUUUCUUGGGUUUGGCAUCUGCUUAUUGGUUAUAUGCAUGUGUCACAUAUGCCAUAGAAGCCAAUCUAUUGGAUACUCAAGAGUUGCUUACAUUCUCUCCCUCAUCUUCCUCCUCUUCUUCACUCUUAUGGCAAUAAUUGGAUGUGUAAUGCUAUACUCGGGUCAGAUAAGGUACAAUAAAAGCACGACAGAGACAUUAGCUUAUGUGAUGAGCCAAGCAGAUAGCACGGUUUCACAGCUUAAAGCUAUAUCAGAUUACCUUACGUCAGCAGAGCAGAUUAGAGUUCUUCAGGUGUCUUUACCGGCAAAUGUUCAAACUGAAAUCGAUCAGAUUGGAGCAAAACUGACUUCUUCAAUAGCUACCAUCACUGACAAAGCCACUAGUAGCUCCAAUGACAUAAGAAAUUUCCUCAAUUCCGUGAGGGUGGCACUUAUAGUCGUUUCAAUUGUCAUGCUUAUUUUGACAUUUCUUGGUCUCGCUUCUUCAAUCUUUGGGAUGCAAGUCAUCGUUUACACCCUUGUGAUCCUUGGAUGGAUUUUGGUGGCUGGUACUUUCAUCUUGAGCGGAACUUUCCUUCUGCUACACAACGCAACCGCAGACACAUGUGUGGCAAUGAGCGAAUGGGUAGAGAGACCCGCAAGCAACACGGCUCUAGACGAGAUCUUGCCUUGCACAGACAACGCCACAGCUCAGGAAACUCUGAUGCGCAGCAAAGAGGUGACGGGACAGCUCGUGGAGCUAAUCAACACAGUCGUUUCUAACGUCUCCAACAUCAACUUCUCUCCAGUCUUUCCCCAAAUGUACUACAACCAAUCCGGACCCUUGCUUCCUCUGCUCUGCAAUCCCUUCAACCACGACCUCACCGAUCGCCCUUGCUCCCCUGGCGAGCUCGAUUUGAACAACGCUACUCAGGCGUGGAGCAGCUUCGUGUGCCAAGUAAACACGAACGGGACUUGCGUAACAACGGGGAGGCUAACGCCUGCGCUGUACGGUCAGAUGGCGUCGUGCGUGAACAUCAGCACGGGGCUGAUCAACGACGCGCCGUUCUUGGUUCAGCUUCAGGACUGUUCGUACGCGAAGCAGACGUUUAGAGACAUAACCAAUAACAACUGUCCAGGGCUCAGACGCUAUGGUUAUUGGGUCUACGUGGGUCUGGCCAUGUUAUCGACGGCUGUGAUGCUCUCGCUUGUGUUCUGGAUCAUCUACAGCAGAGAGAGACAGCACCGGAAGGAAGCUUUGCCAGAAUAUUCAGACAGUAAGGAGAUCGUUAGAGUUAACUUCUGAUGUAUUUGGACGUUGACGUUGUGAGAGAAAUGCAAAAUUAUUAGAUAAUCAGUUCAAUGGAGGAUGAUGUUGUUGUUGUGCUUUUUCUUAUUACAUGUAAACAC
Molecule: messenger RNA, 1854 nt
Organism: Brassica oleracea var. oleracea
Lineage: Eukaryota; Viridiplantae; Streptophyta; Magnoliopsida; Brassicales; Brassicaceae
Exons: 8
Coding region: 116-1750 (544 amino acids)
Cellular component (GO): plasma membrane; plasmodesma
Source: RefSeq, a predicted model, not a curated record